Colletotrichum chrysophilum is the source of this 2121-nucleotide messenger RNA. RefSeq lists its product as uncharacterized. The record is from RefSeq and is a predicted model, not a curated record. Bases 1 to 2121 code for a protein of 706 amino acids. Lineage: Eukaryota; Fungi; Ascomycota; Sordariomycetes; Glomerellales; Glomerellaceae. Gene Ontology annotation, molecular function: protein binding. The transcript has a single exon.
AUGGUUGAACUUCUCCUGAAGCACGGUGCAGACCCCACCUUGGAAGAAGCUUACAAUCUCCCUGGCGUUCUGGACGCAGCCGUUUACGGGGGCAAUGUGGAAAUUCUCAAGUUGCUUCUGGAACAUUCGUUGCCUCCGAGUGUCAACUAUGUACCAAAAGACUUCGACGACAUCCUUAUCGAGGCGGCGGAGAAGGACGUAGAGUUGGUGAAGCUACUCCUGGAUCACGGUGCCGAUACAAAACGAUUCUUGGCACCUGGUGACCCCAGAACCCCGCUACAGGCUGCAGUUCAGGAGGGAAAUCUCGCGUUGUGCAAGCUAUACGUCGAAUAUGAGCCGGGCCUGGUGAACUAUCAGGAUAAGGAGGGCUUGGUGUGUGAAACGCCUCUGAACAUUGCAGCCAGAGAAGGCCACCUGGAGAUUGUCCGCUGUCUCCUCCAAGCAGGGGCCAAACCCAACAUCCAAUCGUUCUACUACCAGGAAACACCGCUUUGGUCAGCAUGUUCUCGAGGGAAAUUCGAGGUUGCCAAGCUUCUUUAUGAGAAAGCUCCUGAAACCAUCAAUACCCCUUCUUAUGAUGGCGAAACACCCCUUAUGGGAGCAUGCUCCUCCGGUGCAAUUAGAGUCGUUGCCUUUCUUCUCGAACAUGGAGCCGACUUUACGCCCAGAUACUCGACUUGCGGCUCGUGUGUCUGGAAAGCCUUGACGAAUAACAGUAACGCACCAGCGUACAAGAUGAUCGAACUGCUGAUUCAGCACGGUCUUGGCGUGGACGAUGUCGUCAGCUCGGUUGGAUUUACCGUGCUGGGCGAGGCCUGCAGGAGCGGGGAUCUGCCGGCGGUGCGGUACUUGUUGGACUUGGGUGCUGAUCCGGUGAAAGGACAACUCUGUCCGGGAAAAGAAGCCUCCGACAAUUCUUGGAGGAGUGCCGCGCAAGUUGCCGUGGACAACCGUGAGCCUGGGAUUCUCGAUGCCUUGCUCCAGCAUCCCAAGGUCGCUGACUUCAUUGCCAACGCCGAUGUUUAUGGGGAGACGGUACUGCAUACGGACGACCCGCGAGCGGAGGUGCCGGCGAUGAUGACUAUGAUCCAUAAUACUUGUGAAAGGCUGAGGAGGGAGACCGGCGUGGAUCAUUGGGAAAGGAUGCUGCGUGCUGAGGAUUUCGGGGGCCAAAAACCACUUGAUACCGCAAUAGGAGGGUGUCACAAACCGUUGACUGACCAAGCUGUCGCAAACGCCGACGAAUUCAUCGCACAGUAUAUUGCGCAACUAGUCAUAGCGCAGCACAGGACGAUCGACGACCACUAUUACAUCAUCAGAAUGCUAUCGCGGCUGCUCCUUCUCCGGACUGGGUACGACGAUGAAGCUGUCAGACUGAUACAGGCCUACGUCGUGGAUCCUUGGGUGAGAGAGAAGGACGACCGUGUCGAGGAAGCGGUGUUCUGCGAGUACUAUUGCGAUGAGUGCGGCAAAGAUGCCGAGGAGGAGACGCUCUACUUCUGCCGGUUUUGUGUAUGGACUACUGGACGGUGCUGCUUCAACAAUUACAAAGGGAUGCAUGAACCGAUUGAAGUCCCAUUGGUCAUGGAGAGGCGCAUUGUGGAUAUCAAUUCGGAGGAGUUCAUGGGUGUGCUCAGAGUCCUUGAGCAAGACUUUGUCACCAACAAAGCCCCCCGUGUCGCGGAACCCGCUCAGAAAGAGCUGUUUGAGGUGGAUCCUGAGUCCGGGGACACGACGCUGUCCCUCACCUUUCUGCAUUCCUUGGGGUAUCUUGAGUUCCGACGUCGCGCAUGGAGUCCUUACCUUCCCUUGGCACCCAAGAUAUACAAGCGUAUCGAGCCAUGGGAAUCCUUCAUGAGGCAGGAGAGGAAGGAAUUUCAAGAGUGGGUCUACCGGACGGAAACGGCGCCAUGGAGACUGAAGAACGAACUUGAAUAUUUCCUCGAAUCAGGCAGGAAGACCGCUUACAAGGACGUUGGCACCACCAUAGCCGAGGAGAUAAUGAGGGAUGUGGGUGUACUAUUUCACGAGCCACGCCGCAGCAGAAGCCCGCGGAUGCUGCGGCCGAAUGAGAGGGGAGAGAGGGGCCCACGCAUGCUUUCUGACGAAGAAUCUGACUGA